AUGACGGUCAAGAAUAAGGGCAGCAAGCCUAUCCCAAUUACACUACUGUCCGGGUUCUUGGGAUCUGGCAAGACAACCUUACUCGAAAAAAUUUUGAUGGCUGACCAUGGAUACAAGAUUGCUGUUAUUAUUAAUGACAUGUCUGAAUUGAACGUGGACUUCUCUUUGAUCCAGGACCACAAAGUGUGCCAAAAGGAAGAGAAACUGAUCCAAUUGCAAAAUGGAUGCAUUUGUUGUACACUUCGUGGGGACUUACUAGAAGAACUAGUUCGUAUCGGAGAACGAGGCGAUUUCGACUACAUUGUGAUCGAGUCCACGGGCAUCGCUGAACCUAUGCAAGUGGCAGAAACAUUCGCCCAAGAAUUCUCAGAUAUGUUGCUUAAGACUCCGGGUGGAAUUCCAGAAGAAGAAGAGGUGAUUCUAAGAAAUGUGUCGCGGUUGGGUGGUCUAGAAGCCUUGGCUAAGAUUGACACAUGUGUGACUGUUGUUGACGCUAUGAAUUUUUUGAAUAACGUCAACACCACCCAAUUCUUGGCAGAUAGGUGGGGCGAAUCGGGACAAGGCGAGUCCGAACGUACUAUCACCGACCUUCUGGUAGAUCAAAUCGAAUUUUCCAAUGUAGUGAUUGUCAACAAGAAAAGCCUCGUCAAUAAAAAGAAGCUUGAAAAGAUCAAAAAAAUGAUCACGGCAUUAAACCCCUUAUGCAGUGUCAUAACGUCUGAUUACUGUAAUGUACCUUUGGACUCAGUAUUAGACACUGGCCUGUAUGACUUUGAAAAAGCUUCCACUUCAGCCGGUUGGCUGCAAAGCAUCAACGAAAUGACCAAAAGAGAGGGAUUUGGCGACAAAACCAAAAGCGUGUUGACCCCAAUGCCAGAAACCGAAGAAUAUGGCGUGAACAACUUUGUCUACCGCAGACGAAGACCAUUCCAUCCAGAACGGUUGCAUGAUAUGAUAAAGGACAAGUUUUUCGUAAUUGAGCAAGAAGGUUUUGAUGGAGGUGACCAUGAAGAGAAUGAGAACGGUAGGGAAUCUGUAUAUGAAGAAGAAGAAAGUGAUGACGAUAGUUGUGCUAAUGAUCAUGAAAACAGGGAAUUUGAUGAGGAAAUGGUUGAGCUGUCGGAAAAGGAAAUUAACCAAAACAGAGGAAACUCCCCAUUUGGCACUCUUUUGCGAUCUAAGGGAUUUUUCUGGCUCGCAACAAGGCACAUUAUUAGAGGCGAAUGGUCUAGUGCCGGUUCUAUGCUGACGAUUAAGGGGGGUUUACCAUGGUUUGCGGUAUCUGGAUUGGAAGAUGUCCCACCUGAGGCCCUUGCGCUGGUGAAAAAGGAUUACGACGGUCCGUACGGAGACCGCCGUAACGAAAUAGUUUUCAUCGGAUUGAGUAUCAACAUACAGUCUCUAACAAAAGCACUGGAUUCUUGUCUGUUGAACGAUAAAGAGUACGACCUUUAUCAAAAAAUUACCUCGAGUAACGAUGCUUUAGUGGCGGAUGAAAAGCUAGCUAAGGUUUGGGAUGAUGGUUUCGAAGAUUGGAUGAUAUUGGGACAUUUGGAGGAUGAAGCGAUAGAAGCAUAA
This is a messenger RNA of Lachancea dasiensis, 1578 nucleotides long. NCBI's taxonomy places the organism in Eukaryota, Fungi, Ascomycota, Saccharomycetes, Saccharomycetales, Saccharomycetaceae. The record is from the annotation of a GenBank genome assembly.